GGCGGAUCCAAAGAAGGCCACAAACGAUUCUGUAGAGGCAAGCAGGCCUUCUGCAAGCGCUGCCACUCGCUCUGCGCGUCCCGACUUUGUGACCAAAGCAACAGGAGAAGAAGCUAGAAACUAUGACUACGCCGCUGCCAGGCUUCAAGCGGGAUCUAUAAAAACCACCAAUUUCAUCGAAGCGGUGGGAAAUCUGAUCAAGACAUGCCUGGGCGGCGGCGUGGUCGGGAUCCACACGGCCUACAAGAAGUGCGGACUAUUCACUGGGCUGUUGAUCAACAUCUUGGCCGGAAUGAUGCUUAUGCAUAGCAAGUAUAUCCUGGUGUCCUCAGCACAGCUCAUGUACGGACGGCUACAAGUGCCAAGUCUCACGUUUCCUGAACUCGCCGAGGCGUCGCUGAAGACGGGCCCAUUUCCAAAGCUAAUUAAAUAUGGCCACAUCUUCAGGUACAUGGUUGACACAACGCUCUGCAUAACCAUGUUCGGCACUUGUAGUGUGUACUCAGUCAUCGUAGCUCGUACUAUCAAGCAAAUUCUAGAAGAAGCUGAGGUAGUAGGAGUAGCAAGUAUACGCAUUUACACUGCCUGCAUGCUCAUACCCUGUAUUUUCAUCGCCAUGAUCUUGAGUUUGAAGUAUUUGGCGCCAUUUUCUAUCGUGGCGAACAUUUUAUUGAUACUUUUGGCGUUCUCCACGGUAUACUAUGGAUCGCAAGCUGCCACCAAGUCCCCUACAGAGUUUCCACUUAUCAAGGACACAGAGGGCUUCUUCGAGUUUCUCGGCGUCUGUGUAUUCAGCAUGGAAGGCAUGGGCAUGUCGCUUCCAAUCGAGAAUCAUAUGACGGAACCGAAGAAAUUUCCUUUGGUGAUAUGCACGGGGAUGACAGCGGUGAUUAGCAUCGUAGGGAUAAUUGGAUUUUUCGGCUAUUGGGGUUAUGGCGAGGAGGCCCGUACUCCUAUCACCAUGAAUUUCCCAUGGGAAAUGCAAGUAUUUUUAACCCUUGUGCAAUAA
Molecule: messenger RNA, 1009 nt
Organism: Cydia splendana
Lineage: Eukaryota; Metazoa; Arthropoda; Insecta; Lepidoptera; Tortricidae
Product: proton-coupled amino acid transporter-like protein pathetic
Exons: 6
Coding region: 293-1009 (238 amino acids)
Biological process (GO): amino acid transmembrane transport
Molecular function (GO): L-amino acid transmembrane transporter activity
Source: RefSeq, a predicted model, not a curated record